UUCACUUUAUUUCCCUUACUGGGAGUAAACAGAUCCAAUCUAAGGUCCUGUCAGCAGCAGCAGAUCCUCACCACUCCUACAGCCACCAUGAAAGUAGCAUCGUUUAACGUCCAGAGGUUUGGAAAAAACAAAGUGUCCGACCCAGAGAUCCUAAAGGUCCUAGUUAAGAUUGUGUCUCGAUAUGACAUCAUUGUGAUCCUGGAGGUGGUGGACACCAGUGGCGCUGCAGUGAAAACCUUGCUGGAUGCACUCAACAAAGCCAAGAAGAAGAAUCCCUACACACUGAAGCUCAGCAGCCGUGUGGGCCGAACAACCUACAAGGAGCAGUUCAUGUUCCUGUACAGGGAUGACGUGGUUCACCUGGUGGACUCCUAUCAGUUUGAUGACGAGGUGACUGGGGGAAAAGACAUUAUUGACAGAGACCCCUACAUUCUGCGAUUCAAGUGCCCCACUUCAGUGCUGCAGGACCUUGUGGUGAUCCCAGUUCACACCAAGCCAGAGGACUCAGAUAAGGAGCUGGACGAGCUCUACGAUGUCUUCCAGCAGGUCAAGGGCAAGUGGAAGACUGAUAACAUCAUGAUCCUGGGCGACUUCAAUGCCGAUGGCUCGUACGUCUCCAAGAAAGAAAUGAAACGCAUCCGCAUCCGCAGCGAUACGAACUUCCACUGGCUGAUUGGGGAUGAUGUCGACACCACGGCAAGCGCCAAAAAUGAUAACACCUAUGACAGGAUCGUGGUCUACGGAGACGACAUGCUCGAGGCUGUUGUACCAAACUCUGCCAAACCUUUCAACUUCCAGAAGGCAUUUAAACUCACACAGGAGCAGGCUUUGAAAGUGAGUGACCAUUACCCUGUGGAGGUGGAGCUGAAGUCCACAACGAAGGCAACCCAAUAGGUGGAGGGUAACAGCACAAUUAUACUUGCAUAUUGUACUAUUCUCAUCUCAUUUUCUAUACCGCUUAGUCCCGAGCGGGGUCGCUCCUGGACAGGUCAGCGGUCCAUCGCCAUAUUGUACUAUUCCUACUGCAAUUUAUUAAAAUGAUAAAAAUCUAUGUAACACAAGCUAAAUAAGUAGAAGAGUCUUCUUUGCUUCAGUGUGUUUCAGUGCAGGGGCUUCAUCAGAGUGAUUUACAGGUUGUGUACAAACACAGCUUGUCUGCUCUAUAUACUCCAAAAAAAGCUAAAGGUACAGUCAUGUUACAUCUCACCUCAGUGAAACUGUCCCAC
Monopterus albus (swamp eel) is the source of this 1226-nucleotide messenger RNA. RefSeq names its product deoxyribonuclease 1 like 4, tandem duplicate 1 (gene dnase1l4.1). Gene Ontology annotation, biological process: DNA catabolic process. Gene Ontology annotation, molecular function: DNA binding; deoxyribonuclease I activity. Lineage: Eukaryota; Metazoa; Chordata; Actinopteri; Synbranchiformes; Synbranchidae. Bases 88 to 894 code for a protein of 268 amino acids. The transcript is spliced from 9 exons. The record is from RefSeq and is a predicted model, not a curated record. Gene Ontology annotation, cellular component: nucleus.